This is a messenger RNA of Cetraspora pellucida, 2784 nucleotides long. NCBI's taxonomy places the organism in Eukaryota, Fungi, Glomeromycota, Glomeromycetes, Diversisporales, Gigasporaceae. The record is from the annotation of a GenBank genome assembly.
AUGGAAGCGCUCGAUGAAGAAAAACAACCUACAUGCAAUUCGAACAAGCCUACAAAACUCAAAUCAUCAGAAAAUAUUAAAAAGCUUAAAGAACGGAUCAUUCAAACCAAUCAAUUACUAAACCUUUUUAAAACAAAAGAAAAAGAACUUGCUCAACAUAAAGAAAGUAUUGCAUGGCUAGAACUAAAUCAAACAAAAUCAAAAACGCAGCUAGCGUUAUUAAACAAGGAAAUUGAAGUUUUUCGUAAAGCCGCCCAGCAAUUUCGCACUGAAGCUGAAAAUUUAAAGCAGGAUUUGGAUCAAAAAGAUGCCAAGUUAAAAGAUCAAUCUGCAAUGACGGUUGAAAUUAAACGACUUCGAUCCGAAAAUGACAAAUUAGGAAAACGAGUAAAAUCACUUGAGGUUUUAAAGGACCAAUUGGAAUUUAAAGUACAAGAAAGUGAUGCUACAAACGAUAUACGAGAAAAUCAAAAAAAAGAAAUUUCUCGAUUGAAAAAAGAACUCGAAAAGAAAGACGAAUUAUUCAAAAAAAACCAAUCUGCCAAAGAAAUAUUAGAUGCAAAGGUUAAAAGACUUCAAAAAGAAGUUGAUAAUUUAAAUGAAUUAUUGCUCGAAUAUAAAUCUGAAACAAAUACACUAAGAGACGAAAAAAAUGAAAAAGACACAAUUAUCGAGUCUUUAAAUCAACAAUUAGAAGAUUUAAAUCACCAAGCAACAAAUGCAGAUAAACUGGUGAAGGAUAUUAAUGAGCUCAAAAUUCAAAUACAAGCCUCUCAUGAUGAAAAUAUAAAAAAACAGCAAGAGUGUAGUCAGCAUUCUAAAGCGUUGUGCAAGCUCAAGAGGCAAAACGCCAGUAUUGAAGAGUUGAAACGUAAAAAUCUUGAUCUUCAAAAUAAACUACAAGAAGCUCACAAACAAAUGUCAAACACAUAUGGUGAAAAUGACAUGCCUGGCAAAGUCGUACAUGAAGAAGAUAAUAAUACUAGUCAACAUAUUAUUUUGUUGGUAAAAGAAAUACGAUCAUUGAAAGAAGAUAUAAAAAAAUUAGAAACACAGAAGAGAGCUUUACAAGACCUCGUAACAUCACAACAAGUAGAGAUUUUACAGCUACAGACAUCUAGAAAAUCAGACGCACUUGCACGCGUCAAUGCCAUAGAGGCGCUGUACAAUAAAUCAUCUAGUGCAAUCUUGCAAGAUCAACCAUUUCAAUCAUCUAUUCAUGAUGUAACUAUGUCCCAUAUUACCGACAAUACGAAAAUUGGUUCAAUGCCUUCAACAGUUGCAGAUACCAAAAAUUUAAUAUCGCAGGUAAAAGAAAUAAAUCGAACGAUCCCUACACAAAAUAAGGCAAACCAAAUAAAAAAGAAAUCAAUUAAUCAGUCCACAGUAGAACCAAAGUUAACCACAGAAAAAAGUCGAGGAAAAAAAAGGAAGAACCUUGACGAAGAUAUAUCAUCAGCAAAUAUAAGUACUGAUAUUAAAGUGGAAUUACUAAAAAGGAGAAAAACCGUUAAUAAACUUAAAUCUAAACAGAAAGCAACCGAAAUAUUAAGUCAUAUUGAUGAUUUGACUUUCAUAAAAGAAAAAUUGUUUGAUUUUGGAUGUCCCUCUCAAGAAGCGAUUCGGUCAAUUGACGUACUUCACCAAUUUGUAUUCGAGAAAAGUCCUGUUCUUUUUCAAGCAGUUGAUGAAUUACUUCAUCACAUAGACACGCCUUUGUAUCUAGGCGAUAUUGAUAAUAACGACCAAUUAAAAUUUUAUGCACGAGUAAAUUCUCUUUCCGUACAGCUACCCGCAGUAUUACCUUCAAAAGAAACAAAUGUAAUACUAUUUUUAUGGCUCUUAUUUGUCGAGUUUCCAGCGAGCAAAUUGGUCGACAAGAUGUUACUUUGGGCCAGUGAAAAAAUUAUGGUCUCUGGAAUUUCGGGAGAGUCACUUGAUUUAGCAUAUUUGUGCCGUCUAUAUCGUAUAUUCAUUGCAUUUUGCAGAAUUAUUAAUGAUAUUCAGCGAGCUCGCAUCUUAUGUUAUGACAUUAUACGUGAAAAAACAAAUAAUGACUCAGUUCAUUAUUUCAUGGAAAAUACUGCUAGAAUAUGGCCAAACGUUCUGAAGGCUUCAAUUAGUAAUAGGAAUCCUGAAUCCUUCAAAAUAGAUGAGUCGUUUGUGAUACGUACUAUAGAGAGUAUUAUUGCUGGGAUAGUUCUUGAGAAGAUGCAUGAUGAAUCGGUUUACAAACUUUACGAUACCUUUAUUCGACUUUGCUCUUGGGAUGAACCACAUCAAGCUCCAUUCUUGAAAGAGAUUUUACAAUAUUUAUCAGAAAUUUUGAACUCUGAGGAAUUUCAUAAUAAAUGCUGUAACGAAUAUGAUCAAGAAAAAUUUCAGGAAUACCGCUUCAAUCUUGUAAAGUCUUUUGAGUUAGCUGCUUGUUGGUGGUGCUGGGACGAUGUGCAUUCGAGAUACGUUUCAAAAAUUCUAUGGCCAUUGGUAAAAAAUGAAAAAGGAAAAGAUAUUCCUUUAGAGAUUAUUGGUGCAGUUUGCCGCCCAAGGUUGUCUGAAAAAACAGAAAAGGAGGGUGUGGCAGAAAUUAGGCGGCGAAUGACGAAUGCGUUAAAUCCACAUAGCCCUGUUCAAUCUGCACAAGUUUUGAUUAAGCUCGCUAACGGUGAUCCAAAAUAUUAUCGAGAUAUCCUGUCAUGGUAUUUGAGAUUGGAAAAUGACAAAGUACAACAGUUACCACGAUUAUUUAUUAACGAUUUAGAAUAUAUGCGUUCUUUUUCAUGA